AUGUGCGACCGGAGUCUGUGCCGGCCCGGUUACGCGGGCUCCCUCCUGAACCUGCCCUCGGCCGCGGCGGCGGACUCCUUUUACUUCCCCGCUCUGCGGGCGAGCAGAAGCCCUCCGCUGGCGGCCUCGCUGCCCGGCCUCUCCUACCCGCGCAGCUCCCUCGCGUGGACGUGCGCCACGUCGUGCCCGGCCCAGCCGGCGGCCAGCCACGCGUUCAGCGGCUCCGCGCAGCCUGCGCCUUACCUCGCCGCCGCGGGCUCCCUGCCUAGCAGCAGCGGCCGCAAGGAGGUCUUCGACGGCUACCCCAAGCACGAGGCCCACGCAGCCGCGCCCAGGCCGGACGACGGAGGCAGACGGCAGCACGGCGGCAAGGAAGCCGCCUCGCCCCACGGCGCCGGCGGCGCGGCGAGUGCGCCGGCGGGGCUGGCGAGCCCGGGCAGAGCGCUCAAGCACGAGGCGCGGAGGCGCUGGCCCGGCUUGCUGCUGGGCGCGGAGGCCCGCUGCGCGCCGGCCUUCCAGGAGGACCUGAGGCUCGCCGUCGACUUGAACCCGGCCCUGCCGCCGGCAGCCGCCCAGCCCGGCCUCAGAGCUUCCCUGCACGACGGUUUGCCCUGGCGCCCCACGCAGGCGAGGUCGAGGAAGAAGCGGAAACCUUACACCAAGCAACAGAUCGCCGACCUGGAAAGCGAAUUUCUUCUCAGUGAGUUUAUUAACCGACAGAAGAGGAAGGAAUUGUCCCACAGACUGAAUCUGAGCGACCAGCAAGUGAAGAUCUGGUUCCAGAACCGGCGGAUGAAAAAGAAACGCGCGGCGACGCGCGAGCAGGCGCUGUCGCUCUACUGA
Molecule: messenger RNA, 843 nt
Organism: Varanus komodoensis (Komodo dragon)
Lineage: Eukaryota; Metazoa; Chordata; Lepidosauria; Squamata; Varanidae
Gene: HOXD12
Product: homeobox D12
Exons: 2
Coding region: 1-843 (280 amino acids)
Biological process (GO): regulation of DNA-templated transcription
Molecular function (GO): sequence-specific double-stranded DNA binding; DNA-binding transcription factor activity, RNA polymerase II-specific
Source: RefSeq, a predicted model, not a curated record